Messenger RNA from Sinocyclocheilus anshuiensis, 998 nucleotides. RefSeq lists its product as uncharacterized. The transcript is spliced from 4 exons. The record is from RefSeq and is a predicted model, not a curated record. Bases 288 to 623 code for a protein of 111 amino acids. Gene Ontology annotation, molecular function: protein-disulfide reductase activity. Lineage: Eukaryota; Metazoa; Chordata; Actinopteri; Cypriniformes; Cyprinidae.
GUCGGUGAUCUCACGUGUGAACUGGCUUUUGUUUUGAAUAAUAUACUAAUGAUCAAAUACAAUAAUUAACUUGAUGCCGCAAUACUGAAAUGUCGUCAUCACACAUGCUUGCAUACGUUACUCGGUAUGUAAAAAUAAGUGUUAAGUUACUUCGUCUCUUAACGCGUUACCUAAAUGUGUUGUGUAAGUUCUUAGCGAGUUGGCUAACAGACAUCGGAACAAGUCAUAAAGUACAGCACGUAAUUUAAAAUGCUCCUUUCUCUGUCAAAUCAGUUUAUAAGACUAAAAUGGCUAUCAGAUUACCUUUGGUUGGAGCUUUACGUUAUACCGACUCCAGAACGAGAGUCGUUAUUGCAGAGCGACUGUUCUGCUCUCUAAAGAGAGGACAAGGAUCUUCUGACACUAUAAGGAUGCUGUAUGAUGGAGAAUGCCCAAUAUGUGUUAAAGAAAUUAGGUUUCUUCAGAGAAAUAGAGCAGAUAAAGUAGAUUUUGUGGACAUCUCACUGCCAGAAUAUGAUGGGAGCAAAUAUGAAGGAGUCAGUUAUGAGAUGGCAAUGGAGGAAAUGACUGUGAUUGAUGAGAGAACAAGCAGAUUCAUCGUGGAGUUCCAGCUUUCACAGUGAUGUACUGGUGGGUUUGGCUUGGCUUGGCACGUUCAUCUCUCUCCCACUGUUCAGGCCUGUAAUGGAGCGAGCGUAUGGGGUGUUUGCAAGAAACAGACUGAAGUGAACCGGCAGAGAGGGCUGCACCACUGGACACUGUGCUAAAAAAUAGUCAUAAGGGAUAGAGAGCUUUAAAACAGACUUUCCAGACAUUCCAUGAUUCUGAUUCUGCUGCCAAUGCUCAUUCAGUCCUCAUUCAGAUCAUCUGCUUGGUCUCUGUUGUUGUUGGUGCUUCACUGAUGGCUUGGUACCUCGACAAAACCCGGGUCACUCACCUGGGGUCAAAGCGGCUCCGGUUACUGUACAAGUAUCUGCUCACAAACAUCAGAAAUGUUU